Molecule: messenger RNA, 2676 nt
Organism: Rotaria sp. Silwood1
Lineage: Eukaryota; Metazoa; Rotifera; Eurotatoria; Philodinida; Philodinidae
Source: the annotation of a GenBank genome assembly
AUGAACAAUCAAGUCACAAACACUUCAUCGACAAAUCAUGAAGAGCAAAAUGUUCUUCCAACAACGAGAGAACCACAACAGCAACAACAACAACAAAUAAAUGUUGUGGAUGAUGCUACACUUCAAGCUGUACUUAGUUCAAUGAGUGAAGCAGAAAUGAAUGCUUUUCUUGAAGAAUUAAAUAAAACAGGAAAAGCAUUCUUACCUGGUAUAGGUCAAACGAUAGAAUUAUUAACUGUUGCUGCACCUGCUGAAUUACCAACAACAACAGCAGCAGCAACUCAAGCAUCAGCUGAGACUCUUCUUCAAGAACUAACAACACUUAUUCAACAACCACCAGUUGAUAUUGUCCCUAUAAAUAUUGAACAAAAAGUAAUUGGUACAACACCACGUACAGGUAAUACAGCUGUCAAAUCAACAAUAACAUCACAUAAUAAUGCAACUAUUCGUAAACCAAUGCAACAACAAAUAACUAAUGAUGAACGAAUGUUUUUUGGACGUCCCACAACUAUUGGACAAGGACAAUAUCAUAAUCGUACUGGAUUAAUGUCGGGAAAUAAACAACAACAACAACAACAACAACAACAACAACAACAACAACAGCAGCAGCAGCAACAACAACAACAACAACAGCAGCAACAACAACACCAACACCAAACAAUAUCAUCUCAACAACGACGACCAAUAUCUUGGUUUCAAAAUCGUUCUCGACGUCAUUCAUCAGAUGAUGAUGAUGAUUCAGAUCGUGAUUCAUCUCCACCAAUGAGUAGUAAUGAUAGUUUAGGACCAACACGUCGUUCAACACGUGUACCAAAACCAAAACAAGAUGCAGAUUUUGUUACAUUUCCAUUAUUAGAUCGAGAUGAAAAUGGAAAUCCAAUACCACCAACGCCAUCAUCAAUGCCAUUAAAUAAAGCUGAAGAUGAUGAAGAUGAUAUACCAUAUCGUUUAAUGGAUUAUCCACGUCCGCAACAACAACAAAAUCAACAAUCUCAAUUAUCAACAAGUGGACCAGGACGUAAACCACGUACAACAGCUGAAAUUCGUAGUACACCAAAUAUAAAUAAAAAACAAGCACGUUGGCCUGAUGAUGAAUUAUAUCAUGUUAAAUCUUUUGUACCAUUAAUUAUGCCACAACAAAUAAUUAAUCCAUCAACAAUGAAAAAUAAAAUGACACUAUGUAAACCAUUAGUAUCUGAACGUGAAGUUGAAGCUAAACCAACCAGAUUUACUAUAGCUACACAAACAGAAAUGGAACAUAUGAUUCCUGAUGUACCUUUAGUUAGUUUACCUGUACCAAUUUACCUCCCAUCACCAACACCAAGUUAUCAGUUAUUUAAACCUAAAGCUGUACCAAUACCAGUACCUUUUUUUGUACCAAUUAUGAUACCUGUACAACGAAGUACUUAUAAAAAUAUACGUGAUUAUCUUCAAACUCAACGAGAUUUGUUACCUGAUGAUCCAUUUGAAGCAGCACUUGUUAUGCAUGCAGAAAGUCUUGCACGUGCAGAAAGUCAACCACAACAAACAAUAACAAGUGGACAUGAAUCAGUUAUGAUGAUGGAUUUAACACGUGAUGAUUCAUAUAUAACAACGUCACAAACAAUGGAAAAUUUACCCGAACUUGAUCUUGAAGCUCAUUAUAUUGAUCCAAUUACAUCAAAUGAUCCUGAAGUUCAAAAGCUUCUUCGAAUGUUACCUGAUGCUGGAUAUCGUCUUAAAUGGACUUAUGGUGUUGAAGCAUUUCAACAAUGGUGUGCACAACGUAAUCGUUCUAUAUUAACAGUUACACCAGAAGAAGCAGAAAUAGCAAAACAAUAUUUUGUUAAAUCUGAUUUACUUUCAUAUGUAAAUGGUGAUGAAUUACAACAAGUUAUGGAUGUAUUUAUACGUGAAGUUCGUCGUCCAACAGGCGAACAAUAUUUACCCGAGAGUAUUUAUUAUCUUUGUUUGGGUAUUCAAUUUUAUUUAAAUUUAAAUAAUCGUCAAAUCGAUCUAUUCGAACCUCGUUAUAUAGAAUUUAAUUCGACAUUAAAUGGAAUUCUUCAAACUUAUACACCACGUCUUUUAACUGAUUCAAAUACAAUUGUAUCAUUAAUUGAUGAAGAUUUAUUAUAUGAUGUUCAUCAAUUAGGUACAUUAACACCAUGGUCAUUACUAACAACAUUACUUUAUACAAAUUCAAAAUAUUUUAAUUUAAAAACUGUUGAAGCACAUAUGGCUAUAUCAUUUGCAAAUUUUGGUAAAUAUUCUCAAUGGGUACGUUUAUCGACAAAUUCACCACAAGGACAACAAAUGAAUUAUUUACGAUUUUAUGCUCAUAAUCCAGAUCUGAAAUCAUUAGUAAAUUCACCAACGUUUUAUGAAAUAACUGAACAAAUGAAUGAUCCAGUUCGAUGUCCCAUAAAACAAUACGAUUUUUAUGUAUCGAAAUGUCCUGAACAAAUACGUGGUACAGCGGAUGUUUUUUAUUUACGUCCAAUAUCAGAGCAAGUUCAUGAAAAUUCUAUAUGGUAUUCAAAUGACUCAUUAUCACCAACAAUAAUGGAUCAAAUGUUGAAUAGACUUAAACUUAUACCUGAUUUUUACAAUCAAACAAAACCAGUUGAAACAGGUUCAACAUCAUCAAAUGGAAAUAAUACGGUUACAUCAACAACGACGAUAACAAAUAAUUAA